Coccinella septempunctata (seven-spotted ladybird) is the source of this 2671-nucleotide messenger RNA. RefSeq lists its product as uncharacterized. The record is from RefSeq and is a predicted model, not a curated record. Gene Ontology annotation, biological process: negative regulation of oxidative stress-induced intrinsic apoptotic signaling pathway. The transcript has 11 exons. Lineage: Eukaryota; Metazoa; Arthropoda; Insecta; Coleoptera; Coccinellidae. The coding region runs from base 111 to 2648 and encodes 845 amino acids.
GACACUAUUUUGAAGUGAUCAAAUUUAUACAAAACUGAUAUUGUUAUACAUAUAUUUAUAUUUUCUACUAUUUAAAUAUACAAUAUUGUUAUCCGCUUAACCGCUUAGCAAUGGAUAAGUCGCAAAGAGUUCCUCGAAUAUACGAAUGCAAAAAGAUAGAAGAGCCAGUAUGUCAAGAAGUACCUCGUAUUGAGAAAUACGAUCCAAGAAGUUAUUGCCAUAGCAUUUUAGCAAAGACUGAAAAGGUUUGCAAGAAAACUAUUUGUAGAAAAUUCUUGAAAACUAAUGAGCUGAGAACAAAAGGUGAAAUUGUAUGCAUCCCUAGACCGCCCUGCAAAAUAACAAGGCAUUUCGGUCCUAAAAGUGACACUGAAGAUGAGGAUGAUGAAGAGACAUUCUUUCGAAUGUUUGGCUCCCAAUUGGGACUUGUCCUCAACGAGGGAACAGUUUCUGAAACCGAUAUCCUCAGGGGGAGAUUCGAGGGUAACGAAAAAAUCACAAGGGAUGGAAGAACAGUUACAACUGAAUCGAUUAGUGGUAAACCAGGGGUUGGUGGUCUAGUAACUCCCUUCGGCAUUGUGCAGGAUCAAGCAACCGCAGAACUUCUUGAAAAUUUGUCGCAAUAUUUAGAUGCAGAGGGAAUGGCAGCAAUCGCUGCUUUGGGAGGAGCUGAGAUAUGUCCUUGUUGCCAGUGUACGAUUUGUAAAUGUAGACUUAGAGGAAUCACAUCAGAAAUGCUGCUGGCCCAAAGAAAAAAAGCUCUACUAGAGAAAAAGCUGAGAUCUUGGGGGAAGCAGGGAUAUGUAUGGUCCUUCGAUUAUUUCUACAAACCCGACUUCGAGUAUUUCGAGAAAGAAAGAGAGGAACGACAUCAGCGAGAGCAGAAACAGGCUGAGGAGGCAAAAAAGGAACGACGUUUGGAAGAAAUGUUUGCAGAAGAUAAGUCGAGCGACGAGUUCUUCGAUAAGACGCGUGUUGGAGGACUUGAAAUCAUCGAAGCGAAAAAAUAUGCAGAGGUCCAGGCUACGCCGAGUAUCAGGGAUGAAGAAGUAGAGAUCAGAUCUGAAAUGAUGGAUGAUACAGGAAGUGCAAAAAUGAGAGAAGCCAUACCAGAGGAAUUAGAGAAAGAUUUGCUAUUAGAUCUUGAUAUGAUUCCAACUACUGAAGAAGAGCGAGAAAAAAUUACAGGAUUCUCAGCUGCCCUAGGCAGUUUAGCACCUUCGUCUCUUCUCUCGAAAAGUUUGGACGAAGCAGCCAUGGGUCAAUAUGUGCGCAGUACACAAAGAUCAUCCAUUGAAUCCUGGGUUGAAAGUAGAGAGCCUUUCGAAGGUCGGAGACCCACAACUGUUACCGGUGCUUCUGUCGAACCGAUAGACAUAGAAUUCCCUGCGGUCGAGAUCCAGGAUAAAAUCAGGUUCACGAAAGAGAUCGAAACGCCAAGUAUUCCUGCUAAGAAAAGGAAGAAAGAGGAAAAGAAGGGCAAAAAAGGAAAAAAAGCGAAAGAAAGUGAACUAGAUAUACGGGAACCAGUACUUAAAAGAAAACCUCCGGAAUCAUCCCAGCUAUGGUCGGAAGGAGAAGAAGAUAUGCUGACGAAAAUUAAGAUUCUGCCAGUCGGAUCUGAGAAACCACCAACAGGGUUGGAAGAAGCUCCUGAUGUGGAUGAGACAGGAAAGGUUAAGGUAUCUUCAAGUAAAGAGGAUUUGGCCCCUACUAGGAAAUAUACCGAUGUUUGCGACUGCUUGCCUGGAUAUUGUGUAUGUGGAGCCAAACAUUUUGUCUUCAAAAGAGAAGAUGUCGGUUCUGAAACAACUAAACCAUCCACUGGGGAUAAACAAGUUCAAGUUGAAGCAACUGUGAAAGAGGAGGAGAAACUCGUGACGGAAGAGCAAGAUAUUUCUGCAGAAUCUUCGUGUGUUUGUCUUCAUCCUUGGGAUGAAGUUGACGAACAACAAAGAGUAACGCCGGCUGCAAGCAUAUUUGAAGACCGAGUUGAGAUAACCAAAAAGCCAUUUACGAUUUGCAUCCAACCAAUAUAUCAGAAGACAUUGAUUAUUGUAAAACCUGAAGCGAUGAACUAUAAAGAUGUUAUUCUCAGAGCUAUUAAGAAGGAGGGAUUGGAUGUGAUAGGUGAAAGGCUAAUACGACUAAGUCCAGAGCAAGUAGCUGAAGUUUACAGUGAAAACUAUGGCAGUGCCUAUUUUCCGAUGUUUGUACAGAAGAUGAGUGCCACGCCUAUAUUAGUACUGUCAGUUGCCGGCAACUAUGCUGUAGAUCGUUGGAAAUACAUCAUAGGUCAAGGGGACAUCAUACCAUAUUCUUGGUUCUACCCGGAAAGUAUGAAACGCAGAUUUGGGUUGCAUUGCGAUGUUUAUGGAGCCAUGAGGACAUCGCCCGAUUUCUUCAAUGCGAAAAAUGAGAUCAGAUACUUCUUUCCAUUAGAUAUUAUUGAACCUAUCAUGAUAAAAUCUGUCGAGGUUCAGGAUUACUGCGAUAAAUAUAUUCAUCCUACCCUACUCAAGGCUCUUUUCAAGAUUGUGGAGGAAAAACCCGAGGAUCCUCUACUAUUUUUGGCUGAAUAUUUGUUACGCAACAACCCAUUUCAACCACAUUACCCCGAUUCAUUGGUGGCUAUGGCACCUACAUGAUUUUUUUUGCAUUUUGUGUUAUA